Messenger RNA from Klebsormidium nitens, 1291 nucleotides. The record is from the annotation of a GenBank genome assembly. NCBI's taxonomy places the organism in Eukaryota, Viridiplantae, Streptophyta, Klebsormidiophyceae, Klebsormidiales, Klebsormidiaceae.
CCCGCUUCUUUCUGACGACAGCUCACCUCUCUUGAGCAGCGGCAGUGGCAAAUGCGCCAAAUUCAAUGUUGCGAGUUGUCUCCAGCCGUCUGUCUAUCCGCAGCUCGCAGCUCUGCUCUCCUCAAGCAGCUAGCCUAUUCACAAGCCCUCACCGACUGAAGGCCAGCGCUAUGGCCGCUCCUGGCACUGUUGUUGAGAACACCCUUCCGGGCAGCAGCGGGCUUGCAGCAGAGAAUGGGCCUGUGACCAAGGAGGCUGGGUCGGUGGGGCCUGCAAGCAGUACCGCACCCGUGCAGGGGAUCAAGAACUUGUCAAAGGUGGCCAAUGAGAUUGUUCCACAUGUCAUGAACCUGUAUCAGAGCGUUGCUACUGAGUCUGACUACAAGAUCUACGCCCCAAAUGCUGAAUUUGAGGAUCCGCUGAUGCACGCGAUCGGGCUCAAGCAGGUGCAAUCGGCAUUUCAAGCGAUGCCCAAAACGUUUAGCAUGGCGCAGGCUCUCAAGAGCGACGUCAUCAAGGACCUUGACGCACCGAGCUCAGGAGAGAUCCACAUCGACCUGGUGAUGAAAUACAAGAUGCGUCCCGUCGGCCCCACCUUCGAGAUGCCGUCGCUGGUGCGCCUGGUGGUUCAGGACGGCCAGGUCGUCCGGCACGAGGACUUAUGGCACCACAAGCCCCUCACGCAUACGGGCAUCGUGGGCAAGACUGGCGACAUGAUGCGGAGAGCCAACAUGAUGCUGACGCACGCCAUCAUGGGUUUCGGGGGGAAGGUCCCUGCUGACUCACCUAAGUCCACGCUCACACCCCCGAAGGAGACUGCCGGGAGCAGCAGCUUGUGAUGCGUUUGUCACCAAUUUUGCGUCUCGUAAAGAUUCAGGCGAAAAUCCAAGGCCGGUUUUCAGCGGGAAAGCCGCCCAGAGAUACACAUUCUUUUAGGGACAGAUUCUUUGGUUAUACUUAGCAAGGCACGAUAUUUGCGUUCGGUGUUCGAGAAGUGGUCCUUGUACAGAAUACGCAUUGUACAGUGUGUAACUCGUCGUUCCAAAUAGCAGGGCAUUGAAAUGAGAUUGCAGGGGAAGUUACUGCGCAAGAUCAGUGCACGUGCAGAUUCAGCACCAGGGUCGGCUACGGAGGCCUCCCUGUCCGGCAAUAACGGGCGUCAGAAUUUGCUCAAGGGUGUAUCUGAGUCAUACUACUCGUGUAAGAUACUGAAAACUAGGACUACGACUGAGUCCUUCAUGUCCUUAAAUCUAAGGUGAUGUGAAAUGUACACAUCGCUUGAUCUGCUCGA